AACCAAACCAUAAAAGUGAUGAAACUCAGGCCCACGUUUUCGUAAACCCAAAAAACAAAAACAAAAAUCCAGCUAUUAUAUCAUUCUCCCCGCUAACUGUGCCGCUAAGUUUGUCGCUCUCUUUUGUGUCCAAAUUUAGCGCAAGAAGCUCUACACACUAUGUGCUUUUUUGUUUGCUUUCUACGCGUAAUUUUGUUUCGCUUUCUCUCCCUGCUGCCCUUUUUUUCUUUUCCCCUAAUUUGACACACCGCCAAUGCGAAGCCGGCACUUCUAGAGCUGUUUAGUUCUAUAUUUUCUUAAAAUAUAUAUCCGUUUUUUCGUUUGUUUGUUUAUUUUUCUUAGUAUUUUAUUCAGGGCUCGGAUUUGUUUUAGCAAAGUUUUUGUCUUUUUUUUUAGUGGGCUUCGUGGUCUCUCCGGCUCGGAGGGAGUUUUUCUGUGUCCAAUUAGGGUUAAGGAGUUUUUAAUUUAAUUUGGAUGUUGAAUUGUGGGGAUUUGAGAUGGGUGGAUUUUGGGUGACAAAUUCAUUUCAGGUGGCUCUGUGUUUAUCAUAGCAAUUAUUUUAUUAUUUUCUUUCUGCGUUAGAGAGAGAGAGAGAGAGAGAGAGAGAGAGAGAGGCAGAGAAACAGAGAAUGAGUUGCUUUUCUUGCCUUAGUCCUCGACGAAGUGUUGUGCGCAGGAUCGAUGUCGAGAAUGGGAAAAGAUCUAGUUCUCGUCAUUCUGCCGAUUCCUCAGGUAGUAGGAAAGGAAAGAAGGACACCCAUGAUAAUGAUAGUGGGAAAGGGAAGGGGGCAAUGAAUGAUAACAAGGGCAACGACCCGAAAUCCAGUGGGGCGCGUAGCUUUACAUUUCGUGAACUCGCGGCGGCCACGAGAGGUUUUAAGGAGGUGAAUCUUUUAGGGGAAGGGGGUUUUGGCAAGGUUUACAAGGGCCGCCUUGAGACGGGCCAGGUUGUUGCGAUUAAACAACUUAAUCAUGAUGGCCUCCAGGGGUUUCAGGAAUUCAUCGUGGAGGUUCUCAUGUUGAGCUUGUUACACCAUUCUAAUCUUGUCACCUUGAUUGGGUAUUGCACUGAUGGAGAUCAGAGACUAUUGGUUUAUGAGUUCAUGCCAAUGGGCAGCUUGGAAGAUCAUCUCUUUGGUCUUCAACCUGAGAAAGAGCCACUGAGUUGGAGUUCUCGAAUAAAGAUUGCUGUUGGUGCAGCUCGGGGUCUUGAGUAUCUCCACUGCCAAGCAAAUCCCCCUGUUAUCUACCGCGACUUGAAAUCUGCAAAUAUCUUGCUGGACAAUGACUUCAAUCCAAAGCUCUCGGAUUUUGGGCUUGCUAAAUUGGGACCUGUUGGCGACAAUACUCAUGUUUCGACUAGAGUGAUGGGAACAUAUGGUUACUGUGCCCCGGAGUAUGCCAUGAGUGGCAAAUUGACUCUUAAAUCUGAUAUCUAUGGUUUUGGUGUGGUUCUAUUGGAGUUGAUCACUGGCCGGAGGGCAAUAGACUGCAAUAAGAGGCAGGGAGAGCAGAACCUCGUUUCUUGGUCUCGUCCAUUUUUGAAGGACAGAAGGAAAUUUGUCCAAUUAGUGGAUCCUUCUUUGCAAGGACGCUUCCCUGUUCGAUGUUUGCAUCAUGCCGUUGCUAUUACUGCAAUGUGUCUUCAGGAGCAGCCAACUUUCCGUCCUCUUAUUAGUGAUAUUGUUGUAGCCCUCGAGUACUUGGCCUCUCAGAGUUACACCUCCGAAAAUAGUCGGGUCCGCGAUCCCUCGCCUCAAUCACCUUCGCAACAAGGCAGCAAUGUCUCUUCUCGGGAAUCAGAUUAUAGAACAAGUACAACUUAUGAAUAAACGUUCUUGGGCAGAAGCUGCUGAAACGCUUUGAUAAACUGUAUUCUACCUUUUGUCAAACUCACGAAAAAAUGUGUUGAAAUCCAUUUGCCAAUGUAAUCUAUAAUCAUAUACAGAACUGGUGUAUCUAUAUAUAUAUAUAUGCUUCAUGUAUAUACCAAGGUUUUGGAGUUGUAGCUUUUUAUAUUUAUAUAUUUUUUUAAAAAAAAAAAAUUAUCGAAAUCAUUACAAAUGGUUAGGUGCUUACAAUUGGCUGAGACUAAUAAGAGGAAGGGAAAGAGUCCACUGUUGGUGCAUCACUUCGUGCCGUUGCAAUUUGAAUCAAGUUAAUCAAUCGCGGGGAAGCUUUUGCUUGUAUUUGGACCUCGGCAUGAUCAUUACACACACAAGUGUUUUUGUACCUCCUAUUGUGCUGCCAAAUAAUUUCAGGCUAAACAGUAGCCGAAGGUGGGUCACCAGUUUUUUUAAAAUGUUUAUUUAUUUAUUAUUAUUAUUUUUUUGUAUUUUUAUCAUUUUGAUUUAAAAAAAUUGUAAGGUUAUUUUUGGUACAAAGUGGGUAUAUUGCAAUUUUGUAGUUUUGAGACAUUACUUCAACUAAAGUUUAUGAUUGCCUUAUAGUUGGAAAGGGUA
Corylus avellana is the source of this 2462-nucleotide messenger RNA. RefSeq names its product putative serine/threonine-protein kinase PBL21. The record is from RefSeq and is a predicted model, not a curated record. Gene Ontology annotation, biological process: protein phosphorylation. NCBI's taxonomy places the organism in Eukaryota, Viridiplantae, Streptophyta, Magnoliopsida, Fagales, Betulaceae. Gene Ontology annotation, molecular function: protein kinase activity; ATP binding.